AGUUGUGCUCUAACUUUCAUUUUUAUGGCGAUUGUUCGAAACUUCCAUUUUCUUUCGUUAGGUCAUGCUUGACUCAGCAUUUACAUCCUGAGCCCACAUCUAUUAAUUCUACAUGCGAAUUUUAUAAAACCUCUCAUGUAAUGGACUUGACGUGUGAACCAUUGGCCCCAUUACGACAAAAUCAGGAAAGAUUCAGGAGUCCAGAUAUUUCCCGAAGACCAUUGGGAGGAGAAGCUUUGGCUGCUUACACAGUCAAAAAGUCACGUCGUGCUAAGUCAACGGAACCUACUGCUCUUGAUACCAACGUUCCACUUGUGAAAUGUUCUAACGAAGAGGAAAAAGUAAAGGAAGUUCUAAACGAUGAAAGUAUGGACAAACGGUGGUCCUUAAUAGCCAAAAACUACGAAAAUAUGUCGAAGCAAGAGAUCAUGAAUAACUACAGAUUACUCAUGAGCGAAAAGCUACGAUUGGAAAGGUUUCUGUCCAUAAUGACCAAGAAUAAUGAGAUGGCUCGCAAUCGCUUGGAAUCCGACCUAUUAGAUGCCAUGAUGUGCAUAGAAGACCUAAAACAAGCUCUUGAGAUUCGUUUGGCACGACGACGAAAAAUUGUAAGUUGAGAAAAUUGCAUUUGAUUUAUGUUUAUAUUGUGUUUUAUAAAUGUAAUAAUAUUUUUCAGUAUUUAUAAUGUCUAAAAUAGGAAUCUUUAUCUUAAAUAAUAUUCAAACUUUUCUUACAACUUAAUGUUUUAAGGCGUGAAUAUAUAAACACAUUUGUUUCAGUUAUUAUAAACAAGUUAAGAUAUAUUUAGCUUGUGUAGUACCGUUUUCAUUACUCAGAAUGGAAUUUAAUAUAAUGGUUAUGUUGAAUCAUUUUUUCAAUAAUGUUAUUGAUACAUGAAAUCAUCUAGCCGAAAAUAAGAAAGGUGUUAUUUUUAUUAACUUCAUCUCAUCAUAUUUCCUAUCUUUAUAUCCAUGAGAAGUAUCAAAAUUUAAUCGAAUUACCAGCUAACUUUAGUUAGAUAAAUAAAUUCUUCGGAAAAAGUACCGACCAGGUCUACUACAAUGAAUGCUGAUACAAUUUAAAAGUAAUAUCUCUGAAUUGGUUUACUCAGUUCUCUUAUCUGCAAAUGUCUAUGUAGAUGGAUUAAUUUUCUUUAUAAAUAAUGCACAUAUAAUGACUUCUCUAUACUCGGCGCCCAUUUUCUGUCAAACUAUUCGUUCUAAUCUUGACGAAUAUUCGUAUAAAUAUGAGUACAGUUUUAAAAAAGAAAAAAAGAAA
Schistosoma haematobium is the source of this 1278-nucleotide messenger RNA. RefSeq lists its product as uncharacterized. The transcript is spliced from 7 exons. Bases 141 to 617 code for a protein of 158 amino acids. Lineage: Eukaryota; Metazoa; Platyhelminthes; Trematoda; Strigeidida; Schistosomatidae. The record is from RefSeq and is a predicted model, not a curated record.